Messenger RNA from Venturia canescens, 5770 nucleotides. RefSeq lists its product as uncharacterized. The coding region runs from base 656 to 1423 and encodes 255 amino acids. Lineage: Eukaryota; Metazoa; Arthropoda; Insecta; Hymenoptera; Ichneumonidae. The transcript is spliced from 5 exons. The record is from RefSeq and is a predicted model, not a curated record.
UAUUGAAAUGCGCAAGAGUAAAAGUGUUGGUUCGAACGCUAAAUGGUCUACCGGGAUUGGUUCAGUGAGGCUGGGUCUGUCAGCAUUUCCAGGGAAGCCACCCAAAUUUUUGGUCAAUUCAUAAAAUUUAUCACGAUCAAUAACUCACGAGAGCAAUGAAAAAAUGUGGAUUAUUUAAAGAAUUGUAUGCUUUGGUUAUCACUCAAAUAUUGUUCAUGUCCGAGUGAAGUGACGUGAGGUUUUUCCAAGAUCACUCAGGCUGCACUUGUUUUCUGUGGUGAAUCUCCAGAACUGGACGUUUCCUUCUCGAUUUUGUUUUAACGUCUACUUGACGUUUCAUUUCGAGGUUUUCUAACAUUCAAAUUACAAACAAACAAAAAAAAUCAUAAAUUAAGCCAAAAAAUAUUGUUAUUUAUUGUAUUUUGUAAGUUUUUCGAAUUGCUGCGAAAAAUCCACAGCGUAGUGACGUGAAACACUUAUCGCGCGCUUUGAGAGUUUUGUGAAUUUUUAUGAAACUGCUUAUGCAGAGUGCAUUUGUGUGAGUGGCGAGGGCACGGGCGGAAAAACGAAAUACAUCCCAUAACGUUGACAGGAAGUAAGAAUAAAUGACGAGAGACUUGGCGCGGUAAAAAGUUCCUGAGUCACGGCUGUCUCUAUGCCGUCCUGGUCAUACGGGCUAGCCAGCCUACUACUAGUUGUGACAUUACUCGUGGUCUCGGUGCGGGCCGCUCCAACGACGAUGAGCCUCGAAAGUAGACGAUUGAGUUCCCCACCGAAAUGGGUGAACCCUUGCGGUCUCGCUGCUGAGGAUUUUGCCGGGGAUCUGGACGUCGUACAACUUAGGGACGAGCAGCUCCUUCGACAGGUUGUGGUCCAGGCGAAAACUGCUCUCGAUCACGCACAGCUCUUUCGCGAUGAUUACAUAAAACGAACCUUCAGCACGGACUUGCAGGACAUGCACACCAAUUGGAAAAACAAUCACUACGAUUGGUUACCAGGCCUAAACGAGAUACCGAAACACCUCGGCGAAAGUCUCGACUCGGAGUAUCUUCAAAAGCUUGAAAUUCGUCUGCUUGAUACCGCACUGUUGGACGCAUACGAAUACAUGCAGAGGUACGCGGUUGGUCUCGAGCAAAUAGUCUGGGACCAGGAAGACCAUCGAUUGGAGUUUCGCAAGCAGUUCAAGGAUACCGAAUUCAACCUGCGGACGGUUCUCUGCGAGCUGCAAGUGGCGUUGGUCGAGCGCGGUGUGACUCCACGACCGGACAUAACACGUGAUGCGAUGUCCAGCGAAUACAGAGAAAUGUCCGGCCAAGAAACUUACCGAAAUCUUCGCGAUUGGCUGAUAUUUCGUGACUACAUGAAUGGUCUCGAAUAUAUCGUACAAGUAUUCGACCAUCUCCGACGUAGUUUGGAGUCCUGAGGAUGGCUCGGCGGAGGCCGGCGGCGGGCGACCAGGCGACGACUCACUCAUCUCAUUAGAAAACCGAUACCUCGUCUGGAGGCCCUCCUUUCGUAGAUAUGCACUCCUGUCAAAGGCAUUCAUAGAAAACACACACACACACACACACACACUCACCCAUACAGGUUUAUGAUUGACAUUGGCAUAUAAUAGUGUAUAUACAUGUCGUUGCAAACUUAUCUGGUGCUGUCAAAUAAGGAGACGUGGAAAGGGAACGUUGAAUUAGCAAGUUUUUCCUCGACGGGUUCGCAGCGUGCAUCGAAUAUUCGGACGAAAAUCAGUGAAUUUUCUGAGUACGCAUGGCAACGUAUGACGAUAGAAAAUUACGACGAAGUUCGAAGAAGGUGUAGCACCGAGAGCGCCAUCGAUACAAACACGCUCCCGAAGCUGUCGAAAGGCGGGAAGGACCUCCGGAAUCAACGACGUAACAUCCAACUUGGUUAUUCCAGUUUUUCCACGCCACCGAUCCACUUUUCCCGUGUUGACUAAGUUUUCGAGCGUUUUUGACUGGAGCGUGAGUGAGAUUCGGAAAGACGAAAGGAAUCGAAAGAUUUCGAGUACUUCCUCCAUCAGAACGAGUGCGCACGUUAAUCUUCGUGAGCACAGUGAAGCUGUUGGCGUCGUAAUACUUAUUGGUCAGCUCGAAAAUCAUCAGCGAAAGAUUUUCAGUGAGAAUUCUUGUUUUGCGAAUAUCAGCACACCGGUGAAAUCGAAUGUGUCAAAAGUUAUCACGCGACUUGCGUACAGCGGCUGGGAUUGCCAAUGUCGCGCGCGACUCCUUCGACCGAGGAGACCUGGGAACCGGAAGUGUACACGAAUACCUUCGGACGCGUACACUCAUGGCUGUAUUUAUACGGACAUAAACAUUCACGUAAAUGUAUUCGUAUACGCUUGCAUACACAUUUGUAUACGUCACUGACUGACAGGGAAAAGACGUAAAUGGUUGAAGAAUAAAAAGGGAAAAGAAGCCUAGGAGAAUGGAGGAAAAGAGAAGAGUGAGAGGAACGAGACGAGUCGAGUCGUUCGAUUGGAGCCCCGCCGGCUUUUGCCGCCUUUGUCAUUCUCUGUGCCGGAAAGUUUUUAUAACAGCCGGUCUAACUAUAUACAAUAUGAAUAUAUAUAUAUAUAUACCCAUACGUAUGGACACACGUAAAGGUACAUGUUGAGAGAUAGAAGCACACACGCCGAAUCCAGCGAUCCAACAUGAAAAAGAUAAUCCUGCACGCACGAAGCUUCCUCAGCGUGAGUUUCAAGAGAGUUUCAAAUGCAUGAGAAAAAAAUAUUAAAUACCCGAUGCAAAUUGAUGUCGCGCAAUUGAUGGUACACCGUCGCCAUUUUCAUGAGGAAAUAACAACGCGCUCUCUUCUGCAUUGGAAAACAAUUGGUGGUCAAAAUACUCGAGUGUUAAACGAAGGACAAAAGUGAGUGAAGAAAGUUUUGGCCGGAGGGACUAUAAGCAUUCGAGGUUUUAACAUUAUACGUCCUUAGAAUUUAAAUGAAUGUACAGUGUUUUUAUUUUAAUUUUUUUUUUUUUUUUUUUUUUUUUUAAUUCCGUUUAAUCAUAAUUUUUUAACAUGAAAUUAAUAUGCGUUGGAAAUAUUUUCCAAUCGCAUUGGAAAACGUCGCGUGAAGUAGAAUAUUCGCUGAAAUUUUAGUAACGAGAUGAAAUAAUUGUAAUUUUAUGGGAGAAAGUGGAAAAAAAGGAAAACUUAGCUACGCGCUUGUGCGAAGCAGAGCAGUUUUUGUAGGUUUCAAAGGUCGAGCCCGGUUUUAUUUUUUUUUUUAUAUUCGAAGUUUAUUGAGUAUUAAAUACGCGUACAGAAUGACGCGUGUUACUGAACCGGAACAAGGCGAACACAUAAAGCUAUUUGAAUUCAAUGUAUUUUGCACUUAAGAGAAAGAAAUAACGAGACGAGACCAAUUGGUCCGAUGCGAGAAAUUUUGCAGACAAAAAAAUCGCUCUCCGAGUGCAAUACACAAAUAAGUUGAUGUGAAAAUGAUUUAGGAAAGAAAAGAAAGAAAAAUCAUUGAAUGGUAGAAGACACGAAUUUAGUUAUUCUAAUUAAUAUUUAUUAAAUAAUAUUAAUACCAUUGCCGUAUUUAUUCAGAUUAUUUAUUUUAUUUUUAUAAAGGCUUUAUACGCUCGACUAUAUUGAAUCUACGUGUUCGAGAUAAACAAUAAAAAAUGGGGAAAAAAACAUCGAAGAAAGUCGAAUGAGCAGACGUCGCAAGAGCGCGAUGCUGAAAACAUAUUUGUAAGCUUACAAUGUUAUAGUAGUGAAAAAUUCUCUCACGAACGUUAGUCGGAAGUCGCACUACCGCAAUGAUCCCCAAUGGCAUCAAUCGGAGCAUUCGGCUGAACGAGAUUGUUCCCUUAAUUUAUUUUUUCAAGAAUAAUCUUAUUAUCUCAAAGAGGUCGACAUCAUUUCAUUUUAUUUCUUUUUUAUAUACGAACGGAGACUUUCGAUUUGUAUUAAAAAAAAAAAUUUUUUUUUAUUCCAUACACCGAUUAUUUUAUGGGUUUGACGACCAGUUCCGUACGAAAAUAUAAUUUCACCAAAUUUUGACAUUCCCUUUUACUGUUGAACAAGAUGAUUGAAAAUUGGGGACCUCAGAGUGACUUCCGAAACUCGCGAAUCUCGAAUUUAGCGAAUGUUUGUUAAGAUGUAGGCAAAUCUUUAUAAACGACUGACUAUUGUCAAUAGUUUUUGUCAUUCUUCCGUCGUCUUCAUAUUAAAACUCUGUUGCACCCUUGAGAUUGUCGAUGAAUCCGAAGCAUUUCCGUGACAUCCUCUGAGACCGGUUUGAAAAAAAACCCGAAACUUUACGAAUUGUUUUCUCUUUGAUGUCUGUUUUUUAUUUUUAUUUUUUAUUUUUUAUUAUAGAAUUUGUUUUGUUACUGAUGAUUCUACAGGACUAUAGUGAUCGCGUAAUCGCCAAUAUUUCACUCUGAUACGAAGGCAUUCGAACCGGUCGACGGAUUACUAAUUAAAAUAGAUAAUUUUAAAAUAAUGCUGUAGCGGCAGCCCACGAGCUUAUUUGUAUAGAUAAUUAACUUAAAAACUAGUGAACAAAGUUCAUUGAACUCGUGUCGAUAAAAUGAAAUGUCUAUAAAUAAAAUUUAAAAUGCAUUAGAUCAUGGUAGCGCACAUCGAAUGAAAAUUUCAAAAAUAAUACAACGAUGAAGAUACGAAAAAAUAAUUCAAACAAAUAAAUGUUACAACAGAAACAACAAUUAGACGCGUCCGUGCAAAGCGUCCUUCAUCGUAUCAUCGCGUCUGUGAUAUAUGCAUGUUAAUAUUCAAAUCUCUUCAAUUCGUCCUCUCAUAAAACUCAACAUCGAUCUAUACAAAGAAUCAUUUGAAGAAAGGAAACAUAAAAUACCAUAAAAAAGCUGUAAUCUGUACACUUUCUUAAAUAUUGAAACCCCGUAGCGUAAUAUAAAAUCGUCAAAUUCUUCAGUCUUUCAAAUCUAUCAAAUACCAUCAUUCAGUGCUCUAUAUAACAACACAUUUCUUUCGUAUCCCAAUCAUUUGUGCAACACCAUCGGCUAUCUGACCCUCGAUCGCCACGAUGUUCCUAUCGGGUAGCUGAUUGAGAUUUUAAUGUAUACGUAAUAUGUUGAACGAAAAGUAAAAUCUACAGAUUGCAUCAUUUUUGUCAUGAAGAAAAAAAAAAAAAAACAAACAAACGUGUGACAUUAUUAAAAACAUGCAAAAAAAAAAAUUACUGAUUAUCACGUUACAAUUUGUGUACGUAGAUGGAUUUCGUAAAUUCGUCAUCAUUAUCAUCAUCAUGUUUAUCAUCGAUGAUUACAGGAAAUUCAAUGAAAAUGUCAGACGUCUAUUUUCAAUGGACUUUCCAUAGUUAAAAAAUUGCAGCUCUGAAAAGUUCAACAUGUGAAGCAAAAAGUAUCUUCACUCUUUGUUGUUGGAAUGAUAAAUAGUGACUGUUAUUACGCAAUAUUAAAGGCACCGAUGAAUACGAGUUACAUUGAAAUAUAACGAUAUGAAAGAAAACAGACAAUAAAACGAAUGUACUACUGACACCGUUGAUCAAGACAUCUAUAUAUAUAAAACUCUAUGAGAAAUAUAAGAAGAGUGUGUAUGUGUCAUAAAGAGAAAAUAUAGACCAGCAGGAGCAGAAAUCUGCGAUGAUACGUGGAACAUGAAAAAUGAAAAGUUGGAAAAAAAUUAUUGUAUAUGUAUAUGUUGACAUAUAGCGUGUAUAUCGAACGGCCCCGUCCCACAGAAUUCCCACUGUGUUGUAUAAUAUUAAACCAAAGAUCGUUCAAUAUCGAAACAGUAA